This is a messenger RNA of Lemur catta (Ring-tailed lemur), 4646 nucleotides long. RefSeq names its product chromosome 1 C14orf93 homolog (gene C1H14orf93). The record is from RefSeq and is a predicted model, not a curated record. NCBI's taxonomy places the organism in Eukaryota, Metazoa, Chordata, Mammalia, Primates, Lemuridae. The transcript has 6 exons. The coding region runs from base 2705 to 4324 and encodes 539 amino acids.
UGAUAGUAAGUACAUUGUAAAUGCUCUGCAUUACCUUUCUAAUUUGCAUCACAGAAGGUUUUAUACCUAUAAAUACGUCCUUGUAGAGUUGAAUUUAUUGUUACUUAGAAAUUUGAUAUUAAAUUUAGGGGAAAAUUUCCCCAAAUUCUAUUUGAAGCCACUGCAUUUUAUUCAAGAUUAGGGAAUCAGGAUGGGUGUCUGGAAAUGAGCACAAAAGGUUACAAGAAUAAUCAUAAUAUCAUCCAGCUACUGUAUGUGGAGCACUGGCCAUGUGCCAGCACCCUAGAAGUGCCUUACAUACAUUACGUGUUAUCUUCAUGAAGACACUCAAACUAGGCAGUGAUGAGAAAACUGGGACUCAGAAAAGUGAAAUAAUUUGCUCAGGUUCACAUAGCUCAUAAGUGGUACAGCCAAAUGAGAACUUUUUUUUUUCUUUUACCUACAGGGCAGUGCUGUUUUGGAAAGAUGACCAAAGAAAGACCAUGGAAGGGGAAGGGGAAGGGCUUGAGGCAGGCACAACCCUGGUAGGGGGGAAGGCCUCUUGUAAGAAAGUGUAAGCGUGUAAGGCAAGAGAACUGAGUGUAGCAGAUGUCAGUUUGGUACCAGAAAGGGAUGAGAGAACCCGGUGUCCCAAUGUAAUGCAUCUUAAUUUCUGACUUUACAAAUACUAAACCCAAUUGGCAAGCAUUUGUAUACUAUCAUUUACUAUCACCAAAACAUAACUUUCUUUUUCUCACAGCAUCCAUGUUAUGAUUAAACUCCUUGCAUGAUGUUGGUUAAAACAAACAAACAAACACAAAAAAUCCCACAAACAAGCCUUGCAGGAGCAGUGUAGGCCCUUAUUUAGGAAGGAAAAGAAUACAUAAAUGAUUCAUCUCUAAAUUGGUAUAGAAUUGCUUAGUGCUUUCCUUUAACCUUUAGUUUUAAUUUGGUUUAACCUUUAGUUUCAGGUUUAGCUAUGCCUUCCAGUGACUCUAAUGACAGGGAAGCUGUAAAUGGAAUUGAGUUAAGUUCCUGCAAAAAGUGAAUAAUCAGGCACAGAAAAGCCAUUUCUUCAAUAUAAAGGGUGGAAAGAGCAAAUUAAAGACUAGUCUUUAAUAACCAAAUGUAAUUAAAAUGCAUUGUGAGAUUUAUGUUUUAGUACCUCAGAGGCAUUGAUAUGGCCUGUUUCUGAAAUGAGAUUGCCGAUUCCAAAAAAAAAAAGAAAGAAAACCAGCCUUCAAUAUAUAGAAAAUUCUCAUAACCUCUUCCUCUCCUUUUAAUUGUGAUAUUCUCAUGUAAUUUACAGGGUAAAAGAGAAAUGUGUCUCUGGAGGAAUUUGUAAACAUACUUAAGGUUUUGUCACUUACGGAGCUUUAAGCCGAAGCAUUCUUUUUCUAUAAUCAAGUAUCAUUUAGAAAAUGACAAUAUUUAUUAAGUUCCUUGGAGUGUUUUCAGUGGUACAAAUCAAACCCUCCUCUUUUUUUUUCUCCUGGAGUAGUUCAGUUGCUUAACUACAGUCAUUCAAAGGAGAGGCAGUUUGGCUUAUUACUGACAUUCUGGUUUCUCCUUUUAUGAGGCUGGUCAUGUGGGCAAAGUGGCAGCCUGGCUGUCAGACAUUCCUGUUGAGCUUCUGCUCAUCCCUCCAAGGCCAUAAGAAGUGGAGAGGAGGGACCCCAGAAGUGUUUCUCUGGGCAACUGGCUGGAGGACUCAGGACAGCUAGUUUCCAUUGCAGGGGCUGCAGGCCCUGGUAUACAAUGGAGAGCAAGGGGGCUGCACAGCCCUGGGUUACCCCACUUCAAUUCCCUGAUCCCAUUUUUCAUUUCAUUUCCCUACCCGCAUCCCCAAAGCAUUAAUGAUAUAAUAGUGAGAGGCUACGGACAUGCUGAGGGCUGCAGUGAUCCAUGUAUUCCUUAUUCAGGAGUCUUACCCUGAAUGCAUCUGUAUGCAAAUUAUAGAGAGGGUAGAAUCAUGAUUGUUUAUGUCAACAAAAAGUGUUAUCAGUUAAAAAAUAAUACAACACUAGAUUGAAAGUAGCAAUAGCUGGAUUCUACUGUCUUCCUCCGACCUUGAAAAAGACAUAUAACUCCUCUGCAAGUCUCUUCUCGAGACCUGGGGUAAUGUGUGUUUUCUAGUGCUGUUGUGUGGAUGAGGUAACAUACAUGAAGUGUUCUGAACUCCUUAAGGAACGAUGUCCAAGCAGUGAAAUGCAAUGCAGUUAUUACAGUAAAGACAGUGAGGUGGAGGAGGGGGAGACAGAUCUACAUUUUCUUCCUUAAUCUUCUAAUCUUUUCAGAUGCUGGUGAGUCCUUUGAGUCCCCUCUCUGCUCCUUAGAUUGCAGUGGGGGGGGGGGUUCCGAGCUGAGGUGCAGGAAGAAUGCCCUGUACCCUCUGAAACUGUGUUCAUCAGGAAGGCCUUUGCAGGCAUCACCCAGUGUGUUGUGCUAGGGGAGCGCAGGAUCUGCAAAUAGAAGAAGGCAUCUCUCUCCCCUCCGCAGGCCGAGCACAGGAAGCCAUGGACUGUGUGUGCCUCCAGGGCUUGGCUACUCCUCCUUCACAGAACCCACGGCCCGGUGCCCGGGCUCCUCUGACCACCCUUGUUGAGAAAGGAAAGUGAAUCCAAAGAGGCCAGUGCUUCCCAAGGAGCUUGUGAAGUCCGGCUGACUGGAAGUCCUUUUGGAUUGGCCCAGCAGUGUGAGCACAGUUGUUACUGCCCCAUCAGCCAUGUCCUUCAGUGCCACCAUUCUCUUCUCCCCUCCCAGUGGCAGCGAGGCCAGAUGCUGCUGCUGUGGCUGUAAGAGUGAGACUGGUGGGGGCAGUGCAGGCUCUCAGGGCGGGAAUCCUCCUCCCAGCACCCCCAUCACAGUGACUGGACACGGCCUGGCCGUUCAGAGCUCAGAGCAGCUCCUGCAUAUUAUCUACCAGCGGGUGGAUAAGGCGGUGGGGCUGGCUGAAGCCGCUCUGGGGCUUGCCAGGGCCAACAACGAGUUGUUAAAACGUCUCCAGGAGGAAGUGGGUGAGCUAAGGCAAGGGAAAGUGUCCACCCCUGACGAAGAUGGGGAAAGCCGGGCACAUAGUUCCCCACCUGAGGAGCCUGGGCCUCUCAAGGAGAGUCCUGGGGAAGCCUGCAAGGCUCUGUCUGCCGUGGAAGAGGAGUGUGACAGUGUGGGCAGCGGCGUGCAGGUGGUGAUCGAGGAGCUGCGGCAGCUGGGAGCAGCCUCGGCUGUGGGGCCUGCGCCUCUGGGCUUCCCAGCCACGCAGAGAGACGUGCGUCUGCCGGGAUGCACGCUGGCAGCCAGCGAGGGGGCCCCGCUGCUCAAUCCCCUGGUGGAUGACUAUGUGGCCUCUGAGGGUGCAGUACAGCAAGUGCUGGUCCCUGCUUAUGCCAAGCGGCUUUCCCCAGCCACACAACUGGCUAUCCAGCGGGCAACCUCAGAGACAGGGCCAGAAAAUGGAACCAAGCUGCCACUAACCCGCCCCGAGGACAUGCUCAGUGUUGCUGCUGCAUUGGAUGGUGCCUUGGAAGAGUCAGGCCCUGGGAGCACUGGGGAGCUGAGACACCUUCUAGCAUUUACUGCUUCCCCGUGCAGGACCAGAGGAAGCGGGCAGAAGAAUUCCAGGCGCAAGCGGGAUCUGGUACUCUCCAAAUUGGUCCACAAUGUGCAUAACCACAUCACCAAUGACAAGAGAUUCAAUGGGUCUGAAAGCAUCAAGUCCUCUUGGAAUAUUUCAGUAGUGAAGUUUCUUCUGGAAAAGCUCAAGCAGGAGCUGGUGACUAGUCCCCACAAUUACACUGAUAAGGAGCUGAAAGGAGCCUGUGUGGCCUACUUCCUUACUAAAAGGCGUGAGUACCGCAACUCCUUGAACCCCUUUAAAGGCCUAAAGGAAAAAGAGGAGAAGAAACUUCGAAGUCGCCGAUACCGGCUUUUUGCCAAUCGAUCCAGCAUCAUGAGGCAUUUUGGACCUGAGGACCAACGCCUGUGGAAGGAUGUGACAGAAGAGCUGAUGUCAGAUGAAGAGGACAGCCUUAACGAGCCAGGUGUCUGGGUGGCCCGCCCUCCCCGUUUCCGGGCCCAGCGCCUCACAGAGCUCUGCUACCACCUGGAUGCUAACUCUAAACACGGCACCAAAGCCAACCGUGUGUAUGGGCCUCCCUCGGACAGAUUGCCUUCUGCUGAAGCCCAGCUCCUUCCACCAGAACUUUACAAUCCUAAUUUCCAAGAAGAGGAAGACGAGGGAGGCGAUGAGAAUGCACCUGUCUCCCCAUCUUUUGACCAACCUCACAAAACCUGCUGUCCUGACUUGAACUCGUUCAUUGAAAUCAAGGUGGAAAAGGAUGAAUGAACUGUGUAGCUGCAAAUAACUGGCUUCUGCCACUCCCCAUGUCCCAGAAAUGGACAGCCAGGGGGCUUCCCAGAGUAAUGAGGUGCCCUCUGCAGUCUGAGAAAGCAAUUUGCCUCUCUUCUUACCACAGUCUCCACUGGAAGUGGAAGCUGGAAGAUAUGGUGGGAUAAAAGAAUUUAUCUAGAAGGGGAGAAACUCCCUCCAUUGUGAAUGGCAAGCCAGAAAAUGCUUAUUCCUCAGCAUAAACAGUGCCUCAGAGGAGGAGCCUGGGAUGAGAAAAGGAGGAGGAUGGGUCUAAGAAACAUGAGGCCUUCUUGACAUA